Molecule: messenger RNA, 1842 nt
Organism: Cheilinus undulatus (humphead wrasse)
Lineage: Eukaryota; Metazoa; Chordata; Actinopteri; Labriformes; Labridae
Product: cationic amino acid transporter 2 family protein
Exons: 11
Biological process (GO): amino acid transport; transmembrane transport
Cellular component (GO): plasma membrane
Molecular function (GO): amino acid transmembrane transporter activity
Source: RefSeq, a predicted model, not a curated record
AUGUCUGGUGCAAAGAUCCUGCUCCUCCUGCAGAGUCUCUCCCGUAGAAAACCUCUGGAGCCUGAAGGAGAGGUGUCAAACUUUCGCCGAUGUCUCACCACUCUGGACCUUGUGGCUCUGGGAGUGGGCAGCACGCUGGGCGCCGGUGUUUACGUGCUGUCAGGAGAAGUGGCCAGAACUGUAGCCGGGCCCAGCAUCAUCAUCGCCUUCCUUAUAGCGGCAGUGGCCUCCAUCUUUGCAGGACUUUGUUAUGCUGAAUUUGGUGCUCGGGUUCCUAAGACUGGCUCUGCUUAUCUCUACAGCUACGUGGCUGUGGGGGAGAUAUGGGCCUUUAUCACCGGAUGGAACCUGCUUCUGUCUUAUGUGAUAGGGACAUCAAGUGUUGCCCGAGCAUGGAGUGGGACUUUUGAUGAUCUCAUUGGAAAUGUCAUCGCCAACUCUCUGGGCAAACAGGCCUCCAUGGAUUUACCUGGUUUAGCUCCUUACCCAGACUUCUUUGCAGCUGGUCUUAUAAUGCUCCUGGCAGGGAUUCUUGCAUUUGGUGUUAAAGAGUCAGCUAUAGUAAAUAAGAUUUUUACAGCAGUCAACAUCCUGGUGCUUCUGUUUGUAAUUCUUGCUGGAGUCAUUAAAGGGGACAUCAACAACUGGUACAUCAGUGAGGAUGCUUUUGUAGAUGGAUAUGAGUAAGUGGUAAACAGCACAUUACUGAAUGGAACCAUCGCAUUUGGCAGUGGAGGAUUUUUCCCAUUUGGUUUUGAGGGAACUUUAGCAGGAGCUGCAACUUGCUUUUAUGCAUUUGUUGGAUUUGACUGCAUCGCUACAACAGGAGAGGAGGUUCAAAACCCUCAGAAGUCAAUCCCACUCGGCAUUGUGGCAUCCCUUCUCAUCUGCUUCUUGGCUUAUUUUGGCGUCUCUGCUGCCCUGACUCUUAUGAUGCCGUACUAUUUGCUCAGUGUUCACAGCCCACUGCCUGUGGCUUUUACGUACAUCGGCUGGGGCCCUGCAAAGUAUGCAGUAGCUGUGGGAUCCCUGUGUGCUCUGUCAACAAGCCUACUAGGAUCAAUGUUCCCGAUGCCACGUGUUCUCUUUGCCAUGGCGAGGGACGGGCUUCUCUUCAGACCUCUCAGUAAAAUGAGUGACAGGCAAAGUCCGGUCAUAGCGACUCUGGCUUCAGGAGUAGUUGCAGCUGUCAUGGCGUUGUUGUUUGACCUGAAGGCGCUGGUUGACAUGAUGUCAAUAGGAACCCUUUUUGCCUACACACUGGUUGCCAUAUGUAUUCUCAUUUUACGGUAUCAAGCAGAUCUCAGUGACGACUCUAGUUUCAGCAAAAUGGAGCCCUUUACAAUAUCAGGACUUUUACGCUCACCUUCACAAGCAACCCCUAGGACAUCAAAAAACGUGUCUGUUUUGUCUGUUUUUAUCAUCUUUUCAGCCGUCAUCCUGAGCCUCAUCAUAUCAGGGGCAGCAGACUCCCUUCAUGCCCUCGAGUGGUGGAGUUUAGUCUGUGUCUCUGUAUUUGCUCUGAUGUUGGCCCUCAUCACCAUGAUCAUCUGGAGACAACCACAGAAUACAGCCAAAGCUGCUUUCAUGGUUCCUUUUGUGCCAUUGCUUCCUAUUUUCAGCACAUUUGUCAACAUCUACUUAAUGGUUCAGCUCGGAUCAGACACAUGGAUCCGCUACGCUGUGUGGAUGGCAGUAGGUUUAAUCAUCUACUUCAGUUAUGGUGUUCAGCACAGUGUGCAGAAACAAAGGCUUCAACAUUCAAACAACCAAGUCAGUAUUCACAGCAUCACCACCACCAUGGAGGAAAACUCUGAACCUGGACAGGAUUCUUAUGGUUAG